Molecule: messenger RNA, 1749 nt
Organism: Penicillium brevicompactum
Lineage: Eukaryota; Fungi; Ascomycota; Eurotiomycetes; Eurotiales; Aspergillaceae
Product: WD40 repeat domain-containing protein
Exons: 5
Coding region: 1-1749 (582 amino acids)
Biological process (GO): regulation of transcription by RNA polymerase II
Cellular component (GO): Set3 complex
Molecular function (GO): transcription corepressor activity; protein binding
Source: RefSeq, a predicted model, not a curated record
AUGGCACAACCUGACCUCACCUCGCAUCAUGUCAAUUAUCUAAUUUGGAGAUAUCUCCAAGAAUCAGGCCACGGCGAUGCUGCCGUCUCUUUGCAACGCGCGUGGUAUCCUGACCCACAGACCCUCCCGUUCGCGCCGUACAUUAAAACACAUGCGCUAGUCUCGCUGGUCCAGAAGGGCCUGCAGUAUCAUGAGCUAGAGACCUCCCUUGACAAGGAGGGUAAUCGCAUUACAAUCUCACCCUCUGAUUACUUUUUCGGACCAGAGCGUUUGGAAAAUGGCUUAGUACGAAGUCGCGAUGAUGCCAUUGGCACAGACCAGCCCGAGUCGCCGAGUCAGGCUGCGCGCGACCGCCCGGUCAACGGCCAUGCCGAGCCCGGAAGGCAGAUCCGAAAGGACGAGGAGGAUAGCGACGAGUCCAUGGAGGACAAGGCGCAAACCGAAAGCCAGCCCGCCAGUCCUCACCCCAUGGAUGGGGACGGCGAUGUCAGUAUGGCGGAAGAAAUACCCGAGCCCCCGGUUACCCUGGAGAACGGCGACAGCUCUGGCAUUCAAAUCGCCCCCGCCAAGACCGUUGAUUUGACGCCCGACACCGCCCUCCUCGAUGUGGAGAAUCACGUGACCCAGGCUCUUUGGCGCCCUCGAGAUUCCACGACGGUCGUGGCAGCUGGUCAUGACUAUUGUAGCCUGUGGAAGCUUUCCCUUUCAGCAGAGCCGGUGGAAAAGAAAAUAGUUUCUUACAAAAAGGGCAGUACAACUGUCUCGAAUGUUGCUUGGGAUGCCAUUGGAGACAAAUUGGCCGUUGCAACUUCUACUAACGAGAAGGGGACUGUCACGAUGUACAACACCAGCGGUGACGCUGUCGACCUACUGCCCGAAGUGCCCCGGAUAAUCACUGGUCUGUUUUGGUCAGAUGUCAGCUCACAGUUGAUCGUUGUGGCCUCAAAUGACAACAUAUCAGAACUCGCGCUCUGGGAUGACCACCGCCGGCCUGAUGCUUUCCCUUCACCACAGAUAAUCGAAGACCAUCUCUACACGGUCUCAUGGUGUGGGCGCAGUCAGAUCUUUGCCUCCGGUGAAGGUGCAAUCUACCAAUGCGAGGUGGAUAAUAGUAUCCGCUUGGUCAAUACGUUUUCUUCCCGCGAAAAAACCACCUGGGACUUCCUUCGGUGCAUUCAAACCGACUCUCAAUCUGUUGCAAUCGCGGCAUCUGGACCAGACUCUUCAAUUUGGAUUCCGACCCAUCAAAUUUUGAUACCCAACGCCCACUCUGAGCAGAUAACUGGUCUUGAGCUUCGCCCUCAAUCCCACGCACGGCGCAUUGUCUUCGCAACCUUCUCCCAGGGCGGCAAGGUGAAGGUUUGGCAGGUCGACCUUGAUUCCGGGGACCACAAUUGCAUCCACCAGUUUUCCCUGGGCCCAUCUCCCUCGAACAACGCGCUCACCGGAUGUUUCUCCCCCGAUGGCUAUGCCCUUGCGGCAGCUAGCAAAGACCGACUAUGUAUCUGGAAUGUGGAACGCGGAGGUGAACCCAUCUCUACCUGGACUGCACCAAAAUCCGAAGUGAAAAAGGAAGACCCCGACCGAUCAACUAAUGGACACAACGGCUUUACUCAUUCGGAAUCACCGUCCUUCUGGCCUUUGGUCUGGGACUCAGAUGGAAAGCGACUUGCGUACGGUUUCAACAAAAAGGUACGCACCCUCAAAUGGACCCCCAACCCCAUGGCAAUAAUAAACUUGCAGCGGUGA